Molecule: messenger RNA, 2533 nt
Organism: Gryllus bimaculatus (two-spotted cricket)
Lineage: Eukaryota; Metazoa; Arthropoda; Insecta; Orthoptera; Gryllidae
Source: the annotation of a GenBank genome assembly
AUACUCGCCAAGGAAUCAAAGACUAACUACAUAGACUGGCUGGCAACUGUUGCCCAGUUGGUUGCCUGUCUAAAUCACUAUCACUAUACAAGUCCGUGGAAGUCGUAGAGGAAAGAUGAAUGGAAGAAUUUUUCCACGGUAUUCUCCGAUUGAAAUGCAUGAUGUUAUAAUUAGAUAUUGAUCUAUUGGGAUGGCUUCCGAUAAAGACGAGUAAGCCUAGCGUUUUUGGCCUUAAAAAUUUUUAACAUUGAAAAUGAGUGCUGCAGACAAAGGAGCUUCCACUUCGCAAGACUCUUCGUCAUCUGACUUUGAGCACAGAAUAAUAGCAUUGGGGCAGUCUCACCCAAAUGGCAUUUCUGAUAAAGAUAUGGCCAAAGAAAUUCCGGAAUUACCUGCUGCUCAACGAGCAGUAAUAAUUAAUAAGCUUUUGGCACAAGGUUACAUUGAUUUAUUUAAUCAAGGAGGUGUUUUGAUUUAUAAGAUUCGAAGUGCAAAAGCCAACGUAAUUAAAGGAGGUGAUAAUGAAGAAAGAAUCGUGUUCAGUAUAAUAGAGGAAGCUGGCAACAAAGGUAUAUGGAUGAGAGACAUUAGAACAAAAUCAAAUUUGUCUGCAAAUCAACUUAAUAAAGUACUCAAAAUAUUGGAAAACAAAAAGAUGAUAAAGGCAGUGAAGUCAGUUGCAGCCAGUAAAAAGAAGGUUUAUAUGCUAUUUCAUCUCGAUCCUGAUAGUUCAAUCACAGGUGGUGCUUGGUACUGUAAUGAAGAUUUUGAAGCAGAAUUUGUUGACAUUUUACACCAGCAAUGCCUAAAAUAUCUGAAGCAAAAAUGGGAAAGUGCAAAAGAAAAAGAACCAGAUCCCAUUGCUGCAAAAAACUUUUCUUAUGCCUCUGCUCAAGAUGUAUGGAAGUAUAUUGAUGAUUUAGGAAUUAGUAAAGUGAAAUUAUCUGAACAUGAUGUGGAGACAAUAUUGAAUACAUUAGUUUAUGAUGCACGGGCAGAACGUAAUGUGACAAUUGAUGAGACAGUUUUGUUUCGUUAUGUGGAGCCCUUACUUUCUGUUGUUGGUUUGACUCAAUUUCCAUGUGGAAUAUGUCCCGUUUUAUUUCGUUGCUCCAUUUCUGGUAUGGUUAGACCAGCGACAUGCACAUAUUUAACUUCAUGGCUUCAAGAAUAUAUUGAUAGUGCUUAAAUUACUUAUCAUUAAGUAAUGGAUUCUGUGAAAUCAUUUUGCAGCUUUUAGAUUUGCCCAUUUCCUACCAACAAAGUUCUCAAACAUUUUUUGUAAUAAUUUUAUUUAGAUAUCUUUUCUUUGUUUUUGUCUUUAAUCAUAUGAUAUUUCAAAUAAUAACUUUAGAGAAAUGUUUUGUUGUUAUUAACUUUCUGUAAUUUGUUUGGAACAUUGACGGUUGUAUCAAUUAUUUGGCUGAUCUAGUCUGUGGAACUGCUGGUUACAUGUUACUUUGCAUAUAUUUACAGGGCUUCAAUAAAUGUCAUAAAGAUGAUGUAAAUGACCUUUAUUUUUACCACCAAAGUUAUAAUGAGAAAGUAGCAUAAGAAUUUAUUAAAUGAUCUGCUACACACAUUUAUGAAGACAUUUUCAAAUAUUUCAUUUGGAGUAUUCCAGGUUUAAGCGAGUAAUAUUAUUCAUUUAUUGAACUUCAAAAUUUUAUAUUUUCAAAAAUGAUUACAUGUUUAACAUCUCAAAAUAGCUAUCCUGUGCAGUUGCGUCUCUGUAACAUAUCUUUCCAAGAGAAAAUAAAACUAGACAGUCUAAAUAAACAUAAUAAAAUUGCUGGCAAAGGUGAGGCAAUUUGGCAAAUGUUUGUGUGUUAUUUACAGCGUUGUACUUCUUUUAUAUAGAAUGUGGUGUAGUACUAGUAAACUUAAAAGAUACUUUUCCUUCUUAGGUAUCUUGAUUGUCUGAGAUGCGACACAUCUAUAUGCCUGGGUAACCCAAGCAUACCCAUAGGCACAUGGUUAAUUUCCGCUCUGAAGAAGAUAGCUUAAGAUGUAGCACUUCACAUACCUCUUUUGCUAGAAUGUGUAAGCCUGCUCUGUACAGUUCAUUAUGUUAGGUAGAUAUACCCUGCCCAACAGCAUUCUUCUGGAAGUCUUAUAAACCUUUCAAAUGUGCGAUUUCCCACCCCUUCUCAUACCUCUACCUGCAUGGCAACAUGCUUUUGUAAUUUUACUCUAUUCAAAUCAGUUAUCCCAUAGUGAUAGAUUCAUACCCAAAGGAGAAUUUCUAUUAUGAAUAUACACCUUAUUUGGUGAGUGAAUAAAUACUUUCAUAGUAUGUUAUACUUGAUCAUUUAUCAUUUGACAUUACAAUUAAUUAAUUCACAAUAAGUGUUUUCAACCAAUUUUUCGGUCCCCUGAUGGUAGUACUGAAACUUGACUGUAAGAAUAUUAUUGAAGAGUGAAACCUUAUCUUAUAUUGAUAUUUUCAUUGAAAAAUUUAGAGCUGUUUUAAGAAAAUGUUAUUUCAACAUUUAUAAAAUUAAUAUUUUUUUCUACAAUAUUCAAUUUUUCC